This is a messenger RNA of Strigops habroptila (Kakapo), 1473 nucleotides long. RefSeq names its product basic salivary proline-rich protein 1-like. The coding region runs from base 1 to 1422 and encodes 473 amino acids. The record is from RefSeq and is a predicted model, not a curated record. The transcript has 8 exons. Lineage: Eukaryota; Metazoa; Chordata; Aves; Psittaciformes; Psittacidae.
AUGGAAACGGCCCCGGGGCUGCGCUGGGACCGCCCCGACCUGGGCCAGAACCGGGAGCGGGACAAAGCCCGGAGCUGGAUCGGAGCCGAACCGGAGCGAGGCCCAGAACCGGGACUGGAACUGGAUCAGGGACCGGAGCCGCUGCAAGACCCGGAGCCGGAUCAACCAGAACCGGAUCAGAGCCGGACCCGGGGCAAAGGCUGGAGCUGGAUUGAGGACCGGGACCGCGGCGGGGAGCAGGAGGGCUCGGGGGGGCCCCGCCAUGAGCGGGGGGGCCCCGCGGGGGUCCCCCCUCGGGGGGGGCUCGGGGGGGGCCGGUGCCACCGGGGAAGCUGCAGCUGCUCGAGCGCUUCUUCACCCCCCCGGGGCCCCCCCCCGGGGACCCUCCUUCAUCCCCUUCCCCCUCCUCCUCCUCCUCAUCCUCGUCCUCUGGGGGGGGCGAAGGCCGCAGGGACCCAUUGGGGUCACUUGUGCCCCCCCCCCCGAGCCCCGGCCCCCCCCCUGCGCCUGGGGCUGAGCCGCAGCCACGAGCGGCUACACCCCGGGGACCCCCUCGGGGGUCUCGGUGACCCCCCCCGGUCCCUUCGGGGUCCCCCCCGCCCUUACAGCCCCCCCCGCCGCCGGGGGCCGACCCACCUCCGCCUCCCGGGGGGGCUCUGGCAGUCCCAUGGGGACAUCGCGGGGGGCUCGGAGGACCCCCCCAAAGGUGUCCCCCACCCUCACAGCCCCCCCACGGCUGCGGGGAGUCGGAGCUCGGGGGUGCGGGGGGGGCUGCGGCUGGGCCAGAGCCGCAGCCAGGAGGGGUUGGGGGGCCCGGGGGGGGUGGGAGGAGCGCGGGGGGGCCCCCCCAGGCGCUGGCGCUCGCUGGAGGCCGUGGGGGGGCGCCGGGGGGGUCCCCGCUUCUCCCGGUUCUUGGAUGAACUGACCCGGCGGGUGCUGAGCCCCGCGCGGCUCCGGGCCCUGGGGUGGCCCCCGCGGGGGGGGGUGCCGGGGGGGGGCGUCGAGGAGGAAGAGGAGGAGGAGGAGGAGGAAGAGGAAGAAGAGGAAGAUGUGGAGCAGGAGCCGGGGGCAGCCGGAGGCUCCGGGAGACCGAGGGGCACCCCCCCGCCGCGCGCGGAGCUUGAGGCGCUCCGGGAGCAGAUUGACAGGCUCCAGGACGAUUACGCCAAUUCCCAGCGGCUCAACCGCCUCCUGGAGGAGCGAGUGCGGGGCCUGACGCAGGCGCUGGUGCUGGAGCGGGCGGCGCUGAGCCGGCACGUGGCCGAGGUGCUGCAGCGGGUGCUGGAAACCCCCCCCGGGGCUGAGCCCCACAACCGGCACCCGGUGCCUGCGUGGGGCCGGGUGGAGGCCGAUGAGGAUGAGGAAGGGCCCCUUCUGCCCCCCCCCGCCUUCAGGGACCCACCGGGGGGGGCCCUGCCCUGAGCCCCCCCCUCCCCAACCUACCAAUAAAGCACCGAGACACCCCCCCCCCAC